AUGAUGGAAAUAAAUCGAAACUGUCUAACAACGUCAUCGCUUGAUGAAUUAAAAUCAACUAUAUUUACGCCAAAAGGACGAUCAUCAUCAACCACUUCUAAUGAAUUAAAUAGUGAAAUUAAUCCUAAUGUAUACGCGAUUAAUCUAUCGCAUAUAACAGGCAUUCAUACACCAAUAAAUAGUUUAUCAUUUAAUGAACAACUACGUCUUGAACGUGACAUAGCUCAUCAAUCAUCAGCUAUAACACGAGAUUCGUUUACAACAACUUAUUCAAAUUUACAAACGAUGCUUUCACAGAUGCAAUUAAAAGUUGCUGCAGCAUUUCUACAAGAAACUGAAUAUUUACAACAACGUGAACAAAGACUUGAAUAUGAAGAAAAAUUAUUAGUCGAACGUAAUAAACAAUUAGAAAAUCUGCGUCAUGAACGAGAACACAUGGAAGAAGAUUUCAUUCAAAUUAAAAAUCGUCUUGAAUUAGCUGUUAUUCAAGUUACAAAAUUCAAAACAGAUGGAGCAGAAAUUUUACAAACAUUAUUUUCGGAAGCUCGUCAAAUAGACGAAGAAUUAUCUGAACUUAUAUCUCAAUCGAUGGCAUCGCUUGUUCGUACACGAUCGAUAAUCAAUGAUAAAACAAAUAAUUUUAUGCAAAAGUCAGAUGAAAUUCGUUUAGAAUUCAAUGAUCGUACAACAUUAAUGCGUAAUACUGAAUCAGCUAUAACAAUGAUGCUUGAAUUAGUUAAUACAUUAAAUCAAUUAAAUAUUGAACAUUCUCAAGAUCUUUCCAUUGCUAAAAUAGAUUUCGAUAAAAAGAACCAAGAUUUUAUUGAUUUAUCACAAACAAUAAAAUUUAAUUGGAGUGUCAAAAAAGAAAUCGAACAAAUACGUUUAUUAGAAAACGAAAAGAUUCAAGCACAAAAAGAACUAUUAGAACAAACACUAUUACUUGAAAAUCUUAAAACUGUUUUAGGACAAGCGAUCAUUUCUUAA
Molecule: messenger RNA, 987 nt
Organism: Rotaria socialis
Lineage: Eukaryota; Metazoa; Rotifera; Eurotatoria; Philodinida; Philodinidae
Source: the annotation of a GenBank genome assembly